Triplophysa rosa is the source of this 670-nucleotide messenger RNA. RefSeq lists its product as uncharacterized. The transcript is spliced from 4 exons. The coding region runs from base 113 to 400 and encodes 95 amino acids. The record is from RefSeq and is a predicted model, not a curated record. NCBI's taxonomy places the organism in Eukaryota, Metazoa, Chordata, Actinopteri, Cypriniformes, Nemacheilidae.
AUGACGCCCACGCUCACCUUGUCAGGUUGAGGGAGGAGAAACUGAUUUAAAAACACAAGUCGAGGAAAUCCUGUGAGGAGAGCAGUCAGGUUUCAAUCAGAAAUCUUCGGUCAUGUCUUUCGAUCUGAACGCAGCUGUUGGAGGCGAUGAGGUGAAGAAGAGUGAAGGGAAAGAGGUACAGGGAAUCUUCGGAUUUGGAAAAAAGGAUAAAGAUAAAGACAAAAGCAAAGAUAAGAGUGAUUCCAAAGACAAGGACAAAGACAAACACAAACACAAAGAACAUAAAGACCAACACAAAGACAAAGAGCACAAAGACAAGGACAAGAAGAAGAAGAAAGACAAAGAGCACAAGAAGAAGGGCGGCCACAGUUCCUCUUCCUCCUCCAGUGAUGAGGACUAAAGCAAGACUGCGGACAUUUACACAAUACUUGAUUCCUGCAUUGUAAUUUAUCUAGUGAAACACAAUCUGAUCAUUUUAAAUAAAAUAAAACCUGUUGAAAGAAGUCCCAGUCCCUGUGGAAGAGUCCUAGGAUGCAAUUCAAAAGACAUCCACAAGGUGGCGUCACUCACAUGUGAAAUCUUCAUUGUCUCUGAACACUGAGGAUAAUGUGGCUGAUCUUUAUUUUGUGUAAAAGUGCUUGCUGGUUAAAUAAACAUGGCUCCUUAAAUA